UAUUGCUCUGUUUAAAUAUUAUUUUUCUCUUAAUUAUUAAGAAGAAGAUGAAUCAAGAGAAGAAGUUCGUUUUUCAAUCCGUUUGUGCAUAUCACGGAAAAUGGGUUGAGCAUUUAGUUGAGAAGGGAAAGUUUCUUUGUCAGCUUGCAGAACGUGAUACUGGUGCAGUACGUUAUAUGUACUUGAAAGAAUCAGACAUACGUACAUUGCAAGCUGGAAAGGAGAAAACAACGCGACUAGAAUUUGUUAAUCAAAAGCAGAAAACACAAAGUAUCUUAAAAGAUAAAUUGAAUGUUGGACCAACUCCUCAAAGAAGUGUUGAAAAUGCUGUUCCUAUUGUACAAAAAUUGCAAACUGAAAAAGAGAAUAACAUUCAACUCCAAGAUCUCACUCGUAACGAAAUCGCAUCGUCCACUGAAUCGUCAUCUCAAAACACUUCAACCAGUUCAUGUGCCACUCAAGGGAUCAAUUCUCGAAUAUCUUAUUGGACAUAUCCUCAAACUGCUGUUUCUAAAAUGUGCACACUGCAAAUGGGAAAGGAAAAGGUUGUAAAACUCACACUUUCUACUGGCAAGCCAAAUGUUGAACAACGCAUUUCACAAAAUAUGAAUGCUGAGGAAUCUGAUUCCAAAACUGUUGAAAAAGAUGAAAUGAUAUGGACAGAGGAUAUGAUAAAAUUAUUAAUUUCCUGUUACCGAGAAAUGACUAACGACGGCGAUAAAGAAGGGGUCGUAAAAAAAAGUAUUCGUGGAAGCGGCAAGAAGAUCAAAUGCUGUUAGAAAGUAUCCUGAAGUUAAUUGGACGCAUCGCAGUGCUAAUCGAAGUACAACAAGUUAAUAACAAAUUACAAGGAGCACGUAGAUUCGCAAAACAGAAGUGGGGCAGGAAAAAAUUUUUUUAAAUAUUAUGAUAUAAUAAAUGAGUACAUGCACAAGAAGCCUCAAAUCGUACCAGUCUCAAUAUCUUCAAACUUAAAAGGAUUCCGAGAAAAACAGAAUGCAACCUCAAGCAGUGAAGAUAAAAAAUCAAUUAAAAAAAUGAAAAAGGAAAGAAAAAUAAAAAAAUCUCAGAAGUCAAAAAAAGUACAGAAAUAUCAGAAUUGUGCCAAGUCAUGCGAGAAAGAAACGAUGUUCAAAAACAAAUUGCUGCAAAUAUUGCAAGGUAUGUUAACACUGUGGAGAAAAACUCUACCAAAGAAUAAAACGCAAUCAAGAGACUGUAUGAUAUUUUUAAAAUAUCUCUAAUUAUCAGUAUGUGAUUACGAAUCAUCAGUAUUUUCUUGUUUAAGUCUUACUCAUUUACUUACUUAAUUUUAAGAAAUGAAGGUUGUGUUAAUUCUAAAUGUACUGCCAAAAUGUGUUUUAAAUUUGUUAUGAAUUCUUAAUAAUUUUUAUUGUAAGUCAACAAAAAGGCUUAUUUAAUAUUGAAACAUGAAGAUAUUAUUAAUUCUAAAAAAUUUAAAUUUUGUUAAUUCGAAGUUUAUUGAAGAAGUGUUUUUAAAAAAUGG
This is a messenger RNA of Leptopilina boulardi, 1507 nucleotides long. RefSeq lists its product as uncharacterized. Lineage: Eukaryota; Metazoa; Arthropoda; Insecta; Hymenoptera; Figitidae. The record is from RefSeq and is a predicted model, not a curated record. The transcript is spliced from 5 exons. Bases 48 to 779 code for a protein of 243 amino acids.